GUGUGCAGUGCAGUCCAGUGCAGGCAAGCGAUACGUGAGUGAGUGACAAAAAACUAGCCGUUACAUUUCUUGGGCAGAGAGGAAAUGUGUAAGAAGGGCCUUUGGCCGAAUCUAUGUGGCACAACCCCUUGCUCAUGUCUUCCCCAAUUUCAGAUUCCUUCCUCUCUCUCUCUCUAAAAUAAUUCUCUACUUUCUCACUCCACACGUGCCUAUCACAGGAACCCCACUAACCCCCCUGGCUCCUCCUCCCCUCCGUUACAAAAGCUUUCUUGUCCACUCUCAUUUCCUCCUGUUUUUAGCUAAUUCUCUCUACCUCUCUCUUACAGCAGCUAUGGAGGUCAAUAGCAACGGCGGCUAUGUUCGAAGCCCAAACCAUCAGUUUCCAGGGAGGAAAAAGGAGAAAUGGAAGAUUCAGCACCAUCGUUGUCGUCAUCUUCAAUUCUUGAUUUUCUUACAGGCGGUGGUGUUCGUUCUGCAGCCUGUCUGGAGCCAGACAUGGGAUGGGGUGAUCGUAACUCAGGCAGACUUCGAAGCCCUCCAGGCUUUCAAGCACGACCUGAUCGACCCACAAGGGUUCUUGAAAUCCUGGAAUGAUUCCGGCGCCGGCGCCUGCUCCGGCGGCUGGGCCGGCAUUAAAUGCGCCCAGGGCCAAGUCAUCGUCAUCCAGCUUCCCUGGCGAGGACUCGCCGGAAAAAUCACAGAAAAAAUUGGCCAAUUCCAGGCCCUCAGGAAGCUCAGCCUUCACGACAAUUUCAUCUCCGGCGCCAUUCCGACAUCGUUAGGGUUCCUGCCCAAUCUCCGAGGUCUCCAGCUGUUCAACAACCGCCUGUCGGGUUCCAUCCCUGCCUCCUUGGGCCUCUGCCCUCUCCUUCAGACGCUCGAUCUUUCCAACAAUUCCCUGUCGGGAGCCAUUCCAGGGAGCCUUGUCAACUCCACCAAGCUUUUCCGGCUCAAUCUGAGUCACAACUCGUUGACCGGUUCGAUCCCGGUUCGCUUCGCCCUGUCUCCUUCGCUCAUCUUCCUUGCUUUGGAACACAACAAUCUUUCCGGCCCUGUCCCUGAUUCUUGGGGGGGUGGUAAGAAAAAUGUGUCUUUGAUUCAAGUUUUGACGAUCGGACAUAAUUCGUUGAAUGGUAGCCUUCCUGACAGCCUGUCGAACCUCGGACAGCUGUCGGUUCUCGACUUGAGAAGCAACGACUUCACGGGGCGGAUUCCUCCUUCGAUAGGGAGCAUCUCUUCACUCAAGACGCUCGAUCUUGCCCAGAACAACCUCGCCGGAGAAAUUCCGGCCGCCGUCGCCGGCCUGCCGAAUCUCGAAUCCUUCAACGUUUCGUACAACAAUCUCUCCGGGCAAGUCCCCAAAACCCUGUCGGAAAAAUUCAACUCCACUGCUUUCACCGGGAAUCUCCUCCUCUGCGGCUACAGUCCUUCGACUCCCUGCCCUUUAUCCCCCUCCGAAGCUCCCCCAGCAGGUCCAGCCCCAAAACGACGUCGUCGGAAGCUGAGCACCAAAGACAUUAUCCUCAUUGCAGCAGGGGUCCUUCUCGUCAUCCUUUUAGUGACUUGCUGCAUUCUGCUCUGCUGCCUGUUGAGGAAGAGAAGAAUUUCCAGAGAUUCUACCAAGUCCGGCGGCGGCGCCGCCUCCGCCUCCGCCGCCUCCCGGUCGGAAAAGGGGACCCCACAAAGUGCGGCGGCGACUGAAGGCGGUGAAGGCGGCGGAGGAGAAAGUGGCGGGAAACUUGUACACUUUGAUGGGCCAAUGGCGUUUAGCGCAGACGAUCUACUGUGUGCCACUGCUGAAAUUAUGGGUAAGAGCACUUACGGUACAGUGUACAAAGCCACCAUGGAAGAUGGGAUCCAAGUCGCUGUUAAGAGAUUGAGGGAGAAGAUCACCAAAGGACAGAGGGAAUUCGAACAUGAGGUCAACGAGCUGGGGAAGAUAAGGCACCCUAAUCUACUCGCGCUAAGGGCCUAUUAUUUAGGGCCUAAGGGCGAGAAGUUGCUGGUUUUCGACUACAUGCCCAAGGGAUCUCUCGCUACCUUCUUACACGCGCGUGCGCCGGACGCGCCAGUUGACUGGCCGACGAGGAUGAAGAUCUGCAAAGGGAUGACGAGGGGGGUGAUGUAUCUGCACACGAACGUCGGGAUCGUCCAUGGGAACUUGACGUCGAGCAACGUGCUGCUCGACGAGCAAGGGAACGCCCGGAUCGGCGACUACGGGCUGUCGCGGCUGAUGACGGCGGCGGCGAACGCGAACGUGAUGGCCACGGCGGCGGCGCUGGGGUAUCGGGCGCCAGAGCUGUCGAAGCUGAAGAAGGCGACGACGAAGAGCGACGUGUACAGUCUGGGCGUCAUUGUUCUGGAGAUUUUGACGGGGAAGUCGCCGGGCGGCGGCGCCGCCGGCGGGGACGGCCAGGAUCUGCCGCAGUGGGUGGCGUCGAUCGUGAAGGAGGAGUGGACGAAUGAGGUUUUCGAUUUGGAGCUGAUGAGGGACGCCGCCGUCAUCGGCGACGAGCUGCUCAACACUCUGAAGCUCGCGCUGCAUUGCGUCGACCCGAGCCCGUCGGCCCGGCCCGAGGCGCACCAGAUACUGCAGCAGCUCGAGGAGAUCCGACCGGAGAGCGCCGGCGGGACCAGCUCCGGGGAUGACGGCGGAGCGGCCGUGACGUCGUCGCCGGCCGCCGGUGGCGGCGAUUGAUUUUAAGGUUUUAUUAAUUUUAUUUUUAUUAUAUUCUUUUAUUCUUAAAGCUUUUAUAAUACGUGUCACGUGUGUGUGGUCUGCUGAUUCUACUAUUUUUUGUUUUUUAGUGAGUGGUUGUGAUGUAAAUUUUGUUGGAAGGAAAGGGCAUGAUUGGAUGCGUAUCCCUUCUUUUAAUUCCAUGCC
This is a messenger RNA of Andrographis paniculata, 2884 nucleotides long. Its product is annotated as probable leucine-rich repeat receptor-like protein kinase IMK3. Lineage: Eukaryota; Viridiplantae; Streptophyta; Magnoliopsida; Lamiales; Acanthaceae. The transcript is spliced from 2 exons. Bases 332 to 2698 code for a protein of 788 amino acids. Gene Ontology annotation, molecular function: protein kinase activity; protein binding; ATP binding. Gene Ontology annotation, biological process: protein phosphorylation. The record is from RefSeq and is a predicted model, not a curated record.